ACAUAAUUGGGGAUUUGGCGCACAGAGAAGAAGCAUAGAUUAAGAGGGAACGGAGUUUGGAAAAUUGAAAGAGAGAGAGAGAGAGAGAAGAUGGAUGAUUAUACUCGAGAAAUGAUGGACCUGAAGACACUCGUCACUCGCACUCUUGAGAAGAAAGGCGUUCUCGCCAGGAUCCGCGCUGAGCUUAGAGCCAGUGUAUUCGAGGCUAUUGAAGAAGAAGAUCGUGUCAUUGAAAAGGACCAAGCUUUGCCACCUGCAUUGUUAGGUAGCUGCAAUGAUCGUGCUAAACAGCUUCAUGCUUCCCCUUCUGGUAGGCUUCUUACUGCACUCAUAUGUGAAUACCUUGACUGGGCCCAGCUAAACCACUCACUAAAAGUUUAUCUUCCAGAGUGUAAUUUGGAAAAGGAUUCCUGGAAGUCUGAGUUGAAAGAAUUUAGUAGCAAAAAUGGAUACGAUCUUAAUAGAAAUGGAGAUGCCCCUGUGCUUCUGGAUGUUCUCGAAGGAUUCUUGAAAUUUGAGAACUUAUCCCAAGCAAGAGCUAGCGGUAGGAGGCUUACCACUUCAGACACCGAGCCUUUGCCAAACUCGGAAUCACGGAACACGCGAAGGCAUUCUUCAUCAUCUGUUGCUGGUGGCUUACCUCCACUAGGAAGGGCUGUUCCUUCAUCUCAGGCAUCUGAUAGAAGAGGAGGACCCUCCGCGUCUUCAUACAGAAAGGAUGAGUACAAUUGGCGAUAUGACAGUGAUGAACUUCCCGAAGAUGUAAUUCAAGCAUCAAGUGCUCUGGAAAAUCUUCAAUUGGACAGAAAAGCUAGGAAUCUAACAUCAUCUUGGCGACACGCUGGUGAUGGAAUGAGUGAGGAUGAUGGCAGGGCUGACCAUGUUUAGGGACAUAUAUUGCUUGUAUUGUAUAACCAUAUUCUGUCCUGUAUUUUAAUGUGUAUUCUGAAUUUUCUGCCGUUGGUGAUGAUUGUAUGAGCCCGAUUUUAUGUAAGAUUAUAUUUAUCGUGAUAUGAUUUAGUGUUGUCAUUGAGCUUUUUCCUUCCAAA
Medicago truncatula (barrel medic) is the source of this 1049-nucleotide messenger RNA. Its product is annotated as protein TONNEAU 1b. Lineage: Eukaryota; Viridiplantae; Streptophyta; Magnoliopsida; Fabales; Fabaceae. Bases 91 to 888 code for a protein of 265 amino acids. Gene Ontology annotation, molecular function: protein binding. The transcript is spliced from 8 exons. The record is from RefSeq and is a predicted model, not a curated record.